Molecule: messenger RNA, 1641 nt
Organism: Penicillium cataractarum
Lineage: Eukaryota; Fungi; Ascomycota; Eurotiomycetes; Eurotiales; Aspergillaceae
Exons: 5
Coding region: 1-1641 (546 amino acids)
Biological process (GO): transmembrane transport
Molecular function (GO): transmembrane transporter activity
Source: RefSeq, a predicted model, not a curated record
AUGUUGUCUAUGCAGCAUAAUGAAGCCCCUGAAGUCAGAUCUCGCAACGGUUUGUCACUGGAGGACAUGAUCCCUGGCACUGAGAUAAUGAGGGAAUCGGAGGAGUACGAUAUAACAACCCUUUCUAAGAAUGGAUUCGUGCUCAUUCCACAUCCUUCAAACGACCCAAGCGAUCCUCUCAACUGGUCCAAGCCCUGGAAGUACCUGGUGAUGACAACACAGUUUCUCUUCCUAUUCGUAUCGGUCGAGUCGGCUCUUUCCAUGGGCCCAAUGUUUCCCUUCUUCGCGGCCGAGUUUCACCUCAACGAUACACAACUUAGUCUGUUGACUGGAGCCUGCGUCCUGGCUCUCGGAUACUCGAAUUUUAUCAUUGUGCCGUGCUCAAAUAUAUUCGGUCGUCGCUUGACAAGUUUAGUGUUUUGCAUCUUGGGAGUUGCAACAUGUAUCUGGCAAGCUCUGGCCAAAAGCCACUCGAGCCUUCUAGCAGCUCGAGCAGUUAAUGGAGUUGCUACCGCAACUAGCGAGACUCUAUUGGUUCAGGUUGUCACAGAUAUGCUGUUUCUACAUGAGAGGGGAUUUUGGACUGGCGUUUAUUUCACCGGAUACUUCCUCGGAUUAUUCCUUGGCCCUGUGAUUGCCGGAAAUAUUGCCCAGAGAUUCGGUUGGCGAAGCUUUUUCUGGCUUUCACUUGCCAUGACCUGCUUCAAUCUCUUCAACCUUCUCUUCUGCUUUCCAGAAACCAAGUUCAACCGCCGAGUAGCUGCUACGGGAACUCGAGAAGCAAAUCACUCACUGUCUCCCGAGGAUGCAGAUAAUUCCACCCCAAAGGAGGCGCUUGAGCAUCUGGAAAGCGUCGAGGGCCACGCCACAGCUGUCGGCCAUGGCCGGCCCUCGAAGGCCCAAUAUCGACUAUGGCAGACUCCUGCAGAAGAUUGGAAAGAUUUUCUGAUUCGUGAUAUUAUUUCCCCCUUGAGAGUUUUCCCUUUCCCAAUCAUCUUUUGGGCCGGUCUGAAUGUAGCUGGUCCAGCGAACCUUCUACUAUUUUGGAACCUGACGGAAUCCACCGUGCUUGGAACUUCCCCGUACAACUUUAACCCAGCGGCAGUUGGAUAUGCCAACUUUGCAUUCGCGGUUGGCGGUAUCAUUGGUCUGCUGACCGCAGGGCCAUUUUCCGACUGGGUCGCCAUGAAAGCUACCGCAAGAAAUGGUGGGAUCCGGGAAGCCGAGAUGCGACUGCCUGCCUUGAUUCCAUACUGCAUCACUACAGUCAUUGGAAUCGUCAUUGGUGGGCUCGGCUACCAGAAGGUAUGGGAUUGGCCAAUAAUUCUUGUCAUUGGAUAUGGAUUCAGUGGGCUUUGCGUGACGGCAGUUCCCACUAUCGCGGUUGCUUACGCUGUUGAUUGCUACAAGCCUAUAUCGGGAGAAAUCAUGGUUGUUGCAACUGUGAUCAAAAACACGUGCGGAUUCGCGAUGAGUUACUGGGUAUCUCCGCUAGCUGCACGUACCGGGUGGUUUACGCCUGCGAUGGUCGAGUUUGCUCUGACUGUGGGCCCCCUGCUGCUGGGAAUUCCUAUCUACUUUUAUGGCAAGACACUUCGACGACUGACUAGGAAUUCGGUGGUGCACUCCUACGCAGGAUGA